This is a messenger RNA of Antechinus flavipes (yellow-footed antechinus), 5696 nucleotides long. RefSeq names its product E74 like ETS transcription factor 4 (gene ELF4). The transcript is spliced from 9 exons. The record is from RefSeq and is a predicted model, not a curated record. Gene Ontology annotation, molecular function: sequence-specific DNA binding; DNA-binding transcription factor activity, RNA polymerase II-specific. The coding region runs from base 385 to 2142 and encodes 585 amino acids. NCBI's taxonomy places the organism in Eukaryota, Metazoa, Chordata, Mammalia, Dasyuromorphia, Dasyuridae. Gene Ontology annotation, biological process: cell differentiation; regulation of transcription by RNA polymerase II. Gene Ontology annotation, cellular component: nucleus.
GGAGGUGAGUCAGAGGGGGAGGAGGCUGAGCUGCACACCACUGAGUUGUAGUUCUCCUUUUGGGCUGUCCCCAGUUUUCCUUGCUGUUCUCCUUUCUCGACAGAGCCUCGGGAGGGCGGGGGGAGGGGGGCGAGCCCAGCCUUGCCCCGCAGCCCCCGCGGCCGAGCCUCCUCCCGCGCUGCCCAUCCCGGGCCGGACCAUGGUCCCGCGGCCGGAGCCCCAGCUGCCUGAGGUCUCUCCAGCCAGUUGAGCCCUGCCCAGCAUGCUGCCCUGACUCCGGGGCCCAUUUUCAUACAGCUUGGAGUUUUCCUGUGUGACUCUCUCAGCCCAGAAGAUCUGAAGGCCCCGGAGGUCCCCUUCUCACUGGCUUCGGAAGGAGCCAGCAUGGCCACUGCUGUACAGAGCGGUGAACUGGUAUUUGAGUUUGCCAACGGCGGGAUGGAGGAAAUCCAGCAGCUGGACGAUCCCUCCGUGUUUCCAGCGGUGAUUGUGGAGCAGCUGCCCUGCCCAGAGCUACUCCACCUCUACUCUGGGCUGGACCGGGAUGAAGUUCCCAAUGGCAUCAUGGCGGACCGGGACCUGGGGGUGGACGAAGGGCAGAUGCUGGAGGGAGGCCUUGUGGUGUCAGAUGAGAACAACCAGACCGUGAUGGCCAGCGAGGUCCUACUGGACGUGGAGGCCCCCAACAACAUCCUGGAUGAAAGCCGCAUGUUCAGUAGCUCCGGGCUAUUCGCCGAGCAGGACUCUGCAGGAGCCUUUACCAACCGUGUGCUUUCUACCUCCUCCGGAGCAGACAUCCCGACCGAUGGAAGCGUGACCGCCAAGGGAUUCUCCGUGCUGGAGGAAAGCUCCAUGGACAAAGGCCUUGGGAGGCCUCUGCCAGUGAGGUCAAAGAAGAAAGCCCAGAAGACGAAAGCGUCCCGCUGUGCCUCCCCCGUCAGUGAGCCCAACUUUCCCAUCCGGAAGAAAUCUAAGGAUGGCAAAGGGAACACCAUCUACCUGUGGGAGUUCUUGCUGGCUCUGCUUCAGGACAAGAACACCUGCCCCAAGUACAUCAAGUGGACCCAGCGGGAGAAGGGCAUCUUCAAGCUCGUGGACUCGAAGGCCGUGUCGAAGCUGUGGGGGAAGCAGAAGAACAAGCCGGACAUGAACUACGAGACCAUGGGGAGAGCUCUGAGGUAUUAUUAUCAGAGGGGCAUCCUCUCCAAGGUAGAAGGGCAGAGACUGGUAUACCAGUUCAAGGAGAUGCCCAAAGACCUGGUGAUAAUCGAAGAUGAAGAUGGAGAGGAGGCCAGCGCUGAACUCCAACAGGCCCCACCUCCACGUCGAGCUGCUAAGGGUUCGACCCGGCCUUCCACUCAGCAGAAAAAGGAUCCCUCUGGGGAGGCUCUGCAAGCAGGCCUACAGGCGGCAUUGAACCUGCAGGGCCUGACCAAGGAGAGCUCAGCUGCCGCCGCCACUGCGGGGACCCCUCCCGGUGAGGUUCGGGGAGCUCUGGCUCACACAGUCAGUGCAUCUUUGGUUUCUAACCACGGCGGCGUGUCUACAGCGGGAGCCGGCGCGGGCCUGGGAGCCCUGACCCUUCAGACCAUCCCGCUGGCCACGGUGCUGGCCGGCGGCUCCCCGGCCACCUCGGCCACCUCGCCCCAAAUCGUCCUCCAGGGGGUCCCUUCGGCCUCGGCCUUCAAGGACAUCGUCACCCUGCAGGCCGCCUUCCCUCUGGGGUCUAGCUUCCCGGAGGGCUCCACCGCGCAAGGGCGUCCCUUCGUCCUCAGCAGCCUCUCGUCCGCAGCGCUCGGGUCCGCGUCCAGGCCCCCGGGGACCCUGGUUGCUACCAUCAUUAGGACUCCGGGAGUGAAGGAGGCUCUCCCCGGGUCCCCUUCCUACCUGCAGCCUCAGCCGCUUCAAGUACAGGGGCUCCUGGGUAACUCCCAGGCCCAGGAACCCCCGGGGAUCCCCAGCAGCUGCCCUUCUGUCGGCCUGACCCCCGUGGCUGAACUGGAACUUGCCACCAGCCCAGGGGCCCUGCUGGUAGCCGAGCCCAACCUGACCCAGUCGGCGGUGGUGCUAGCCGAAGGCCUGGGCCCUUUCCAGGAGCCCAGGACUGGAGCUGAGGGAGGUAGGGGAGAAGGGGAGCUCUGAAGAGAGGGACUUCUGGCCCUCUUUGGACAAGGACUCCUCAAGGGAGCUCCACCCACCAGUCAAGUGCCAGGGCCAUCUUUAGGUGAAUCUCUUUCAGCUGCCAUCUUGAAUGAAACUCUCCCCUCCCAUCUCCCCGGUGCUUGCUUUGGUGUCACCCGGGGGGGCGUGGCAGAGAGUCAGGGGUGCCACCAUGGGGUGGGGGAGAGCUCUCCACCAUCAGCCUUAUUGUUCAUGCCCAAACCUCCCCCUCCCCCCCGGACUCUCUGUGCUAAAGAACCCGCCCUUUGACCUUGCUGCAUCCGGGAGAGGCCCGGCCAGUUUGGCCAACCAGGGCCCGCCUAGAAGCAGCAAGGGGCGACGGCUUUGGAUCUCUGCUCUGCCGCUCCCUAACUCUGUGACCUUCGACAAGCCCCUCACCUUACUGAGCCUCGGUUUCCCUACCUUUAAAAUAAGGGGUUGGAUUAGAUCACUUCCUAGACCCUCUCUGACGAUAGGGAUCCUCCGAUCUUCAAAUGCCGGUGAGAAGCCAAUGAAACUCGUCACCGGUCCUCUGCCAUUUUUGACCACGGUCAGUCGGGCAUCCCUGGCCUCGGGGACAUCGAGACACGCACCUUUGGAGCAGGAUGCCCGGAGCCGGGGUGGCCCCCCCCCAAAAGCCCCCACCGAGGCUGGGCAGUGCUAACUUUUGGGUGCUGUUUCCAUUGCCCUGACUAGACUGUGAGCUCCUGAGGGAGGGGGGAGGGGGGAAGGGGGUAGCGAAGGGUGUCCGGGUCCGCCACCGUGGCCGGUCGUCGGGGAGUCCGCCCGGCUCGCAGCCGAGCGAGCUCGCCCGAAUCGGUUUCUCCUUUGCCCUUCCCUGCACCGAGGGACGCCCCGUGGGGCGGCUCGGGGGCUCUGUCCGCGGGUGCUCGUGUGUCUGUGUGCCCGCCCACACGCGUACACGGAGGUGCUUGAGUUUGUCAAAACCAGCAUGGCCCUAGUGGCCAAAGCCCUGAAUCGGGAAUCCCAAUCCAGGCUCUCCCACUUCCUCUGUGAUCCUGGGCCAGUCAUUGCCCUUUCUUGGGCUUCAAUUUCCCCCGUGAAGUGGAGGAAAUAACACUUACACUACCUACCUCCCAGAGGUGUUUUGUAAGGAGAGCCCUUUGUACGCUCACGAAGGGCUCUAGAAAUGAGUUAGGACACCUGAGCCGGGAGUCCUCUCCGGGGACCCCGAGCUCACGGGCCAGGAACAUUCCCAUCCUGAGUCUGUCGUUCAGGAACUCCUUCCCAAGUUUUCGGGAAGCGUCUUCCAUCUUAAGACGGAACGACUUUUCCGGCGAUCGGUGCCGUCCGAGGUCUCCCACCGUGGGAGAGGAUAGCUUCGGACUUGACUCAGACCCGUCUCGGUCGGGCCGAAGAAGGCCGGACGGGGCCCCGGCUCUCCGGGGUCCCGUGAACGAGUCGGUGCUCGUUCCCCUCGGCCCCUUCUCGAUUGUAUGUGUUCUUUGGGUCUCCCCUCCCCACCAGUUUGCCUCUCUAGGCUUAAGAGGCCUCCUCUUCAUGGCUCGGUCUCCCGCAGCCAGCCCUCUCCUCUCAGCACCGUGGAGGAGCUGGGAGAAGGAAGGGAGGCAGAUCGGAGCCAUCCCGGGACCUCCUGGGCAGAGGAACCUCGCUAGGUAGGGAAGAAGGGAAUAGUCAUUUUCCCAUCUGCCUGCAGAGAUGACAGGCCCUGCCCAAAUAGAUCUAGCCAUAGAUCAAAAGAUUUAGACCUGGGAGAGAUCUCAGAGACAUCGGCUCCCCACUCCCUCACUGAGGCUGAAACCGGGACUUUGAACCCAUAUCCCAAGGACUCCCGGCCCUGGACUCCCCAGCCCCCUCCCUGAUUGGUCAGACAGCCUCAGGGUGGAGGGGCCCUACAGCCGGGUCUGCCGGAACCCAGGUCUCUCCCCGCCGUCCUCCGACGUCCCGGCGCUCGGCCCGUGGCUCCAUCGACGAGUACUUCUUGAGCGCCUAUCGCGUACCGGGCGCCGUGAGCCACCGGGAGAGCGGACCGAAAGCAACCCCUGAGUUCAAAGACUUAUUAAGGAAAUGUUCAAAAGAGAAGUAAAAACUGUGAACAAAGUAGAGGCGGCAAUUGGAAGGGGAGGGGGCUAGCAAGCGAGGGAACUGGGAAAGGCCUCUUAGAAAAGAGGCUAGAGAUCUUAAGCGAGUGAAAGCGUUCCAGGCUCACACACGGAGAGUAGGUCUGCUUCGGGUCUGCGUCGCGUGAGAGUCUCUCGGGGCCCAUCAGAACAUCCCUGGAGGCUAAACUGAGUGCGUGUGUGUCCGGGGCCCGAGAUCGUCACGCAAACUCAGCCCGAGUCAGAGACGGCAGAGAGACCGCCCCCUCUUGUGCUUUUGAGCUAGCUUUCAGUGUCAGGGACUCUUCCCCACCGCUGAGGGGACCCCAGGGAACCGUGCUCGCUCUCGGCCCCAUAGCCCGAGUGGUGACUCACAUAAAGGGAUAGAUUUUGGUGCUUAUUAAGUCUGCAGAUGACACCUGACGUGAAAAAGAUUAAAAACCUAACUUGCGUGAAGUGCAAAGUCGGGUUCCCCAUUCUAGAUGAGAGAAGGUCGCUAGGCCCUUCGUCUGAAAGCGACGGAGGCCGAGUGCCUGGCAGCCUCCGGGGGAGUCGGUGGUGGGAUGCGGCGGUCAAAGGGGCGAGAAGCCCGGAGUCUAGGCCUGGGGAACGACCCUCCCCUUCGGCUGCGGCCCGGCCCGCAUCAGGUCCAGGCUCCGCUUGGGAGGGGGGCGUCCAGACAAAAGUGACCGGGGGAGUUGAGGGCCUCGAGAUGGGAGGCUAGGAGGGAGGUAUCAGGAACACCGAGAAAUGGCACGCUCACUACCAGCUGUGGCGGUUCCAAGCUGGAUGUCAGAAGCAGCUUUCUAACACUUAGAACUGGGCAGACCUGAGAGCUCUCUAACGCUCCCUUCCUCCCCGACACCCACACUAGCUAGAAAUGAUUUUGUGUUAUCGGCUCUUAAUUGCCUGAUUGGCCAUUAAAGCGAUGGCAGCGGUGGGCUAGUCCCGGGCCUCCCCGUCCCCACGGCAAGAACGGUGGACCCGGAGGCCCCGGGCCGGCACUCCUUUUCCCUCUCUGAGCCCGAGUUUCCUCUGGGUAAAAUAAAAUGGUCUUUAAGCUCCUUUCCAACUCUCUAAAUCUGAGGAAUUCUGAGUUUUUGAAAUCAAAUUGAAUGAUAAGCAGAACCACCAAAAAACGAAAUACACGACGACUGCCGUUGUGUCAAAAACGAGAACACUAAAGCUGCAUGUGGAAUUGUAGUGACCCAUCUGCACCCUUCCGGGGAGGACGAGGCGACGCGGCCCCCUUUUCCUUGGAGAGGCGGGGGACUCCGGGUGCAGAAAGUUGGGGACGUCAGACGUGGUCGCUGUGUUUUGGCGUGGUUUUGCUUACCUGUUUUCAUUGUUACAAGGGAAGGCUUGCGGGGGUGGGGACGGGGUGGGGGUGAUAUAUCUGCAAAUGACUAAGAUGUAAAAACAAAAGGCAUCAAUAAAAGUUGAGGAAAAAAGCGA